Molecule: messenger RNA, 5823 nt
Organism: Mangifera indica (mango)
Lineage: Eukaryota; Viridiplantae; Streptophyta; Magnoliopsida; Sapindales; Anacardiaceae
Exons: 35
Coding region: 124-5628 (1834 amino acids)
Biological process (GO): tRNA methylation
Molecular function (GO): tRNA (guanine) methyltransferase activity; RNA binding
Source: RefSeq, a predicted model, not a curated record
GUGUAUGUAUGUAUAAAUGGCGUAGGGCUUAUGGAGCCGUUGUAACGUAAACCGCGAGAUUUCAAUUGGACUAGGCGAAAUAGGGAGCCGCUUUUCUCUGUUCCUCCUACAGAGGCCGACGAAAUGGCCUCGCUCACCCUUCCACUCUCUAAUAGCUUUAAACAAGUCCCUCCGGUGGCUAUUCCUCCCAUGUUGGAUUGCCUUUUGGCGUCAACCGGUUUAUCUGCUGCUACAAUUUUCGAUUCUCUUCUGGGUGGUUUUACUGAUCUUACUAAUGAUGCUAUCAAGGAGGGCGAGAUGUUGAGUUCUGAACAGUGCAAUAAUAUUGCAUCAAUGAUGGUUGCACUUUGUCAUCUUCUCAAGAAACUUGGGGCUCAUCAUGAGACUUUUCAAUCAUUUAUGUGGAAAAGUUUUAUUCCACUAAUUAAGAUUGUUCCUGCCUUUGACCGUGAAAUGUUUAAUCAGAUUGCAGAAUCAUUUUUUGAUGUUGUUACCAAGACUGAUUCCUGGGGAGUUUUGGAAGAAUCCUUGGUGCCUUGUCUUGUUAGUUCAGUUGCCCUUCAUUUGGGUAUGCUUAAACACAAGGGAUCAGAUGUUAAUGAAUGGGGUAGUUGCUUACUUUUCCUGUGUUUAAAGGAUCAGAUAAGGGCUUCGGGUGCAGAUAAAGAGUACAUGCUGUCUUUAUGUAGGCCAAUUUCAUUGUCAACAGCGUGCCAUAUUUUAGCCUUAAUACUGGAUGCUGCUCUAGGAAGUCUUCAAGCCGCUCAAAACACAGAGUCAAUCUUGGAAAAUGGAUGUUAUGCAGAAAAGUUUGCUGUGAAUAUGCUCUGGAUCUUGUGUAGCAUGACUGAGCAAUUGCUUUUGCAGAGUUUGGAACACCGGUCUUGUGCAAUUAGCUUUUUUAUCCCUAUUAUUCUCAAAGCAUUUGAUUCUCAACGCUCUUUCAAGAUUACAGUUCUUGGGCAUACUCAUAUACUCUCUAGGAAUUGUUUUUUCAAGAAAAUUUGGAACUGCUGCGAAACUCUAUUCACUCUCAGGCCUUUGGAGAGAAGAGAUGCCUAUAGUGUACUCUCUCUCUACACAUCUUUUUAUUCUUGUACAGAAGGUCCUGAGAAUCCUGAUGGGGGUGUUAGAGUGGAAGGGUUUGACAUAAGUGCAGAGAGAGCAUUUUGGGAUGAACUAAAAAGGGGCUUGGUUGAUGAGGAAGUCUUGGUGAGGAAGCAGUCAUUACAUAUAUUGAAGACAGUUCUGCAGAUUAGUGGAAAAAGCCAAGCCUGCUCUGGUGGUUCAGAGAGGAAAUCACAAGAAAAACAUUCAAACCCUCAAGGUAUGACCAAAAGGGAGUUGUGGGCAGCCAAGGAAGCCAAGUCGCUGGGGGUUGGAAAACUGUGCAAUUCAGUUGAUUCUGGUUUGAAGGGUCGGCAGCAGUGGGAGGCAUUCAUACUGCUGUAUGAAAUGCUUGAAGAGUAUGGUACUCACCUAGUAGAGGCUGCUUGGAAUCACCAGGUAACCUUAUUGCUUCAGUAUUCUGUUUCAACUGAUAAUUUUCCAAGCUCUGUUACCGAAGCUCAACCUAAUAAAAUGGAAACUUUGGCUGAAACUUUUAUUUGGUUGUUGAUUCUGUGGGAACGUGGUUUUCAUCAUGGCAAUCCUCAAGUUAGGUGCAUCAUCAUGCAGUCAUUUUUGGGUAUUGAGUGGAAGAAUUAUGAGAACUGUGCAAAUUUAGUGCCUGAAAGCUUUGUUCUUGGCCCAUUCAUGGAAGGAUUGAAUGAUCCUGUGCACCACAAAGAUUUUGGUUUAAAAGGUGUUUACUCUUCAAGAACUACUGAAGGUGCAGCUAAUUUUUUGCAACAAUAUACACGUUUCCUAAAUGUAAGGAAGAGGAUUGCAUUUUUGAGGAAAUUAGCAUCCACCUCUAAACAGCAAUCUUUUGGUAGAGUUGGAAUGAUGACUCUUGCACGAUGCAUUGCUUCUGCUGCUUGUGGAGAUGGAACACAUUACAUUAAAUCAGAAUGUUGCCCAGAUGCUUUUACUGAAAAUGCCCAACUGAAGUCUUCUCAAGAUGGUUCCUCCUGCAAUGAUAAAUCAGAUUUGUUAGAUGUUUUGAGAUUUAUUAUUGAGAGCAGCAAACAACAUUUCAAUCCCACUUAUCGUCUUCGAGUUUGUGAGAAAGUCCUUGAGGCUGCUACUUGUUUAAUUUGCACAUUUGAUGUGCCUUUGGAGAUACUCUUGCACUUCAUUUCAGCACUACCACGAGAAUUUACUGAUUAUGGUGGUUCCUUAAGAUCACAAGUACAAGAAUGGGUUUCAGGGUGUGGUGGGCAGCAUUCUGCUGACUGCUGCAAACCUCAUAUGCUUCUUUUAAGGAGUCUUCAUGACUUUCCAAAAAUUUUCUCAGGUCAUCCCAAUUUGGAUGAUGCUUUUGUCCCUUAUGAUGAUGAAGACUUGGUUUCUUGGGAAUCUCAGGCUAAAAGAUGGGCAAGAGUGUUAUUUCUUGUAAUCAAGGAGGAACAUCAUUUAACCCCUAUACUGAAGUUUAUUCAAGAUAUUGGUAUCAAUAUCUGCAAACAGAACAAUUGGAAAGAGUGGAAACCCGUGAAAUUUCUCAUCCUUACCUUGAGCUUGGUUUCGGAGAUUCAAAUAAUGCAGGAGAGAUCUGAUGAAUGUGGUAUAAGAUUCAGGACCAAAUCAGAACUUGACUCACUCAAGAUGGUGGACCAAUAUACUUAUCCAGAAGCUUCCUUUAGUUAUGAGAAGUUAGCAAACCUAUUCCCUCAUGUAUUGGAGGAGCUGGUCUCUUUUGCCAACUUGUCUUUUUCCAUAUUUUGGUCCAGUGUGAUGAUUGAUGACACUAGUCUGCCUAGAUCCGUGAGUGGAAAACUUGGAGGUCCUAGUCAACGUAGGCUGUCAUCUUCUACUACCACAGCUGCAUUGCAAGCUAUAAUAUCCAUGAAAGCUGUUGCAUCAAUCCUGUCAUUCUGCGUGCGGGUUAAAACUGAUGCUUCACUGAAAUAUGCUUAUGCCUUUUUGUGGAACUUCUUCUGGAAGACUAUUUCGACUUGGACUCAUGAUUCUGAGAGUGGAGCGGAACUCUGUCUUGCAGCAUAUGAGGCGUUAGCUUCUGUUAUGCAAGCUCUAGUCUCUCCUGAAGCUUUGUGUUUUGUCAGAGAAAAUGAUAAGUCAGUGCUACAAAAAUCGGAAGGCAAACCUUGGAUGGAUUCAUGGGUUCUUUCUUUUCUUCAGAAUGUCAAUAGUCUUCUGGAAGUUGGAGUUCUAGCACGAACUCGAAGGGCUAUUUUACUGAACUGGAAGUGGCUUUGCCUAGAAUCUCUAUUGUCAAUUCCUCUCCGUGCUUGUGAAAAUGGAGGGAGUAGUAGUUCUUUCUUUUCAGAUGCUGCUGUCAGAUGCAUUUUUAAUGAUCUCGUUGAUAGCCUCGAGAAUGCAGGGGAAGGUUCUAUUUUGCCAAUGCUAAGAUCGGUCAGGUUGACACUGGACCUGUUUGCCUCUGGAAUGUUUGGUUCAGUUGUUUCUUCAUACAGUGUAGUGGAUUCCCAGAUGAUGUGGCGUUUAGUUCAUUCCUCUUGGAUAUUACAUGUCAACUGCAACAAGCGGAGGGUUGCCCCUAUUGCUGCGCUUCUUUCUUCUGUAUUGCAUUCUUCUGUGUUUUGUGAUGAGGGAAUGCAUAUAAAAGAGAAUUCACCAGGGCCUCUAAAGUGGUUUGUCGAAAAAAUUCUUGAGGAAGGCUCUAAAAGUCCACGUACAAUUCGUCUAGCAGCAUUACAUUUGACAGGUCUUUGGCUCUCAAAUCCCAGGAUCAUAAAAUACUAUCUCAAAGAACUUAAGCUGCUAACACUCUAUGGUUCUGUUGCCUUUGAUGAGGAUUUUGAAGCUGAAUUGAGUGAUAAUUAUGAUUCCAAAAUUGAAGUAUCGUUAUUAGCCAAAAGCCCAGACUCUGAGCUGACAGAAAGAUUUAUCAACACUGAGUUAUAUGCACGUGUGUCCGUUGCUGUUCUGUUUUACAAGCUUGCUAAUCUGGCUGAGGUGGUGGGAUUAGCAAAUGCAAGUGAGGACUGUCAAGCUGCACUUGACUCUGGAAAAAUGUUUCUGCUGGAGCUUCUUGAUCUUGUGGUAAAUGACAAGGAUCUUGCAAAGGAGCUAUAUAAAAAAUAUAGUGCGAUCCAUAGGCGAAAAGCACGUGCCUGGCAAAUGAUUUGUGUUUUAUCAUGUUUCGUUGAUCAUGAUAUAGUCGGAGAUGUCACACAUUUCUUGCAUAUAUCUCUCUAUAGAAAUAACUUACCUUCUGUGCGCCAAUAUAUGGAAACAUUUGCUAUUAAUAUUUACUUGAAGUUUCCAUCAUUGGUUGGGGAGCAAUUAGUUCCUAUUUUACGAGAUUAUGACAUGAAGCCUCAGGCACUUUCUUCCUAUGUGUUCAUUGCUGCUAAUAUUAUCCUCCAUGCAUCUAAAGCAGUCCAGACUAUGCAUUUGGAUGUUUUACUUCCUCCCAUAGUUCCAUUAUUGACCUCGCAUCACCACAGCUUACGUGGCUUUACCCAGUUGUUGGUAUACCAUGUUCUUUGCAAAUUGUUUCCUCCUGAAUCUGAAACCUAUCAGGUAAUGCCUUUAGAGAAAAGGUGCUUUGAAGAUUUGAAAUUAUACCUGGCAAAGAAUUCUGAUUGCGUGCGCUUGCGAGCAUCGAUGGAAGGAUACCUUGAUGCCUAUAACCCCAAUCUUUCCAUUACUCCAGCCGGAAUAUUUGUCAAUCGGGUUGAGGAACUCCAGUUUGAAUGCAUUCCAAGAUCCCUUAUGGAGCAAGUGCUCAACUUCUUGAAUGAUGUCAGGGAAGACCUGAGAUGUUCAAUGGCCAAGGAUGUACUGACUAUCAAGAAUGAGAGCCUAAUAAUAGGUGAAGAUCCUGACUGCACAGAAAUAUUGUGCAAUCCUGGCAAAGAAGAAUUACUUUCCUACCAGCAUAAAGAUUCAUCGUUAGAUUUUCAGAAAAAAUUUACUCUGUCCAAACAUGAGAAGCAAGAUGCUAGUUCCAGUUCUCUUUUGGGAAGUAGAGAAACAUACAAACAACUUUCAGAAAUUGAAAAGGAAGAUCGACUUUUUGAUCAUGCGUUGCAGUCAAGAAGUGUGACUAUGGAUAAAAUAAGGGCUAGUCGACAACAAUUUGUCCUUGUUGCUUCAUUAAUCGAUCGCAUACCUAACCUUGCCGGUUUGGCACGGACAUGUGAGGUAUUUAAGGCAUCUGGAUUAGCCAUUGCUGAUGCAAACAUAUUACGUGACAAACAAUUCCAGCUCAUCAGUGUGACAGCAGAGAAGUGGGUUCCCAUUGAAGAAGUCCCGGUUAAUAGUGUGAAACAUUUCUUGGAGAGAAAGAAACGUGAAGGCUUCUCCAUCUUGGGGUUAGAGCAAACUGCAAACAGUAUACCUCUUGAUCGCUACAACUUCCCAAAAAUGACGGUCUUGGUCCUUGGGCACGAGAAGGAGGGCAUACCUGUGGACAUAAUUCACAUGUUGGAUGCUUGCAUUGAGAUUCCACAACUUGGAGUUGUUAGAUCACUGAAUGUCCAUGUUAGUGGCGCCAUUGCUCUCUGGGAGUAUACUCGACAGCAUAGAUUUCAGUAGUUGUUUAUCCUUGAUAGGGUAAUUCUUUAAGAUAGAUACACAUAUAGAGGCUUAUUCUUGUUUCCAAUCUGUAAUUUUGUUAUGUAGCAUUUCUUUGUCCUCAUAUUACGUUUUUCAUUUUUUGGACAUUUGGAAUGACUAGUUAUGUCAUUUAUCUUUUACCUGUUGAAAGUAGUAAAAUAAAAUGUCAUCGUA